CUUGAACAGUGACAAGUUGUGUUUUAUGGACUGGGACCCAUCAUGAAGAACUGCUGGGUCUUUUCACUUCUCCUGGGUUCACUCUUCAUUCUUGGUCAUUGUGUUUUUCCUCCUGGUUCUUGUGAUGGAUACACAAACAUAACUGAACCAUGGCGUAACCAUUUAUUUAAAUCAUCUUCAUUUGUUGGCUACCCAAAGAAUGAUGCACAUCUUGUUAAUAAGUGGUGGCGCUUCACAGGGAUUGGUGGAGACAGAGUCAUUACAAGUUGCAAAGGAGGCCCUAUUGGUGGUACCCAAUACGCCAUCCGUGUUCCAUUUUCAUAUCCAACAACUGAAUCUGAAACUCCAACAACAGGAACUGCAUAUGGAGAUGUUGGAUCUUGUGCUGUGUAUGGCAUUACAAUGACAGUGUCGCUGUGUCCUGGAGGAUUCUACAUAUACAAACCAUCAAGUCACCCACGUAGCAGUAUGGGUUAUGUAACAUAUCAUUAUGAGUGUAACCUUGACUCCUGUGGACCACUUGCUGAGUGUUCAACUGAAGGAGGCUGUAUUUGCGUUACUGGGUAUGAACUCCCCCCAGAACACCUGCCCACUCCAGAUUCAUAUGGCUGUGUCGACAUUGAUGAGUGCCAGAGGACCUCAGGGAUUUGUGGUUCUUACUCCACUUGUAAUAACACCAUUGGAGCAUACUACUGUACCUGUCUGGAUGGAUUCAGUGCAACAGAUCCAACAUUACCACCUGGAAAGUCCAACCCAUGCAAAGAUAUUGAUGAAUGUCUUGACAAUAUCUGUGGUGAUCAUGGGACCUGUCUCAACAACCCAGGAAGUUAUGCAUGUGAAUGCCAUACAGGCUACCAGGUUGUACCCGACGCAACACCUGUUUGCCAAGAUAUCGAUGAGUGUUUCAACUCCACCGUCUGUGGCCCUGACUCUGUUUGCACCAAUACACCUGGAGCUCAUACCUGUGAAUGUGAACUUGGUUACACACCAACUCAACAAGCUGAAGAGCCCAGCGAGACCAACAUCUGUAUUGAUGUUGAUGAGUGUGACAAAGAUGCUACUGUCUGUGGUCCUAAUGCCAACUGCACAAAUUCAAUUGGAUCUUACAUUUGCACCUGCUUUCCUGGUUUUCGGCUGAACAACCCAGGCGUGAUAGCCAGCGUUUCUAACCCAUGCACAGAUAUAGAUGAGUGCAGUGAGACACCUGGUAUAUGUGGUAGACAAACUGUUUGUACUAAUGUACCUGGGACCUUCUAUUGUUCUUGUCCUGAUGGAUUCUACCCUUCAACUGGAAUUGUGUGGACGUUAGGGGUCUCAUUUUGUAAAAGUCUUCAGGAGAUUUUAGAUGAGAUAAAACCACCAGAGGGACAGACAAAAGAGAGAGCUUUUCUUGGCAAUAUGAACCAACAACUGAAAGACAAUACAGGCAUCAUCUUACCAGAACCAACUGUGGCAAACAGCUUCUCAGCAUCUAUGGAAGUGUCAGGUGUUGGACCACGCGCCAGGUCAAUCAGGGUGAGUAGUGAAGGAGAUGGGGAGACUGGCAGUGUGAUCCUGGGCAUCUCAGACCGUUUAGUGUCUGCAAUGGUGCAGCCAGGUCAGAACCAAACCAAGAGGACUGUGAAGAGUCCAACAGUGGAUUUAAGUCUCGAAACUAUUGGUCCUGGGAGCAACAAUGCAGAGAGCUCUUCUCUCUCAGCCAAAGGAAACAUCAUGGAGAUCAACCUGGAAAGUCUGGCCAAAAAUAACAAUGGCUCUGCAGCAGCUGCCUUCAUGACACUAAAUGGGAUGGAGAGUCUUCUCAGUCAUCAAUAUUUUGAAACAGAAAACAGGACAGAGAUGUACUCUGAUGUCAUCACUGCAGUCUUACCCUCAAUGAACAAUACCAACCUCACCGAGCCCGUCAACUUUACCAUCCAUCACAAGAAGACAUUAACAGAAUCUGGUUUGGUGACCUGUGUGUACUGGGAGGACAAAACAGAAGAGACAGGAAUGGGAGACGGAAGUGAAAAGGGAGGAGAAAAGACCAAGACCAUGCGUUGGUCAGUAGAGGGAUGUUGGGUUGCAUUCACCAAUGAAAACUACACAGUGUGCAGCUGCUCUCAUCUCUCCACAUUUGCCCUCAUCAUGCAGAUAGGGGAGCCUCCACCAGAGGAUCCAUUUCUAGAGUGGCUAAACCGAAUAUGUGUGAUAGUCGGACUAUUCUUCUUUGGUUUGGCCAUCCUCACCUUCCUCCUGUGUAGCUGGAACCCCAAGAUCAACAACACAGCCCGUCUUCACCUGUGCCUCAGCCUCUCCUUAUCUCAUCUACUGCUACUGUGGAAUGACAAAUAUGUUGAAGAAGAGCUGGCCUGCACUGUCAUGGCGGGUCUUCUCCACUUCUUAGUUGUUGCAAGUUUUGUGUGGAUGCUGCUGGAGGCACUACAGCUCUACCUGUUGGUCCGAAGGCUCUCCAAAGUGCAGGUCAUCCAGAGAGAUGGCCUCCCCAGGCCACUUCUCUACCUGAUUGGCUACGGCGUUCCAUUUGUGAUUGUGGGUACUUCUGCUUUGGUUUAUUCUGAUGGAUAUGGUGCUACCGAGGCAGAUGUGUGCUGGCUCUCUAGACAGCGCAAUUUUAACUGGGCUUUAACAGGCCCUGUGAUUGCUGUCCUUGGACUUAACUGGAUAUUGUUCUGUGCAACUCUAUGGAGUCUGAGACCCACCUUGGCCAACAUGAAAAGUGAUGUUUCUCAAUCCAAAGACACCAGGUUGAUUGUGUUCAAGAUCGUGGCCCAGUUUGUCAUACUGGGCUGUACCUGGAUUCUGGGACUGUACCAGACGAAUCUGUUCUUUCAGGUCCUGUUUAUAAUUCUGAACUCCCAGCAGGGCACCUUCCUCUUCAUCGUCCACUGUGUGCUCAAUAAGGAGGUACGAGAGGAAUACGUGAAAUGGCUGACCUGUUCUUUCAAUAAGCACAGAGAAGGAGGAUCUGUGAAAGAUGCGCCGUCAGUCUCCGAGGACAUGGACAAGGCUGAAGAACGGACAGGCUAAUGCUGAUGAAAUGAGUAUAACAAAAGAGAAGAGAAAUAUAAGCCUUAUUUAAUUUUUGUCAUUACGUCAUACUUACGUCACAAUUUAUUGUUGUCAUUGUUGUUGUGGUUGGGGAUGGUAGGUAAUCAAAUGUGUAGCCUAUGUGUAUGUGUGUUUCAGCUUCUGCUGUACGGGUGACAUUCACUUUGAGACAACACAAAACAAUACCUGCCGUAAACAUAAAGUUGUCAUUAUUGCUUUAUUAUUGCAGUUAUUUUCCUUAGUCAAUUCAGUUUUUUCUAUUUCUUUAUGUAGACUCUGGUUCAUGAUCCAGACACCUGAACUAAUAUGCAUGAAAGUUCAUAGCUUUUGGGACUAUAUACAACAGCAUGUAAAAUGUCAUGUCAACCACUAACCUCUACAGUGCACAGAUGCAUAUUUGUGACAGGGCUAAUAGCUACUUUUGGUUGGUGUUGAGGUUUUUUUUUUUAACUCUUCCUAGAACAAGUGGUAACUAAGGAACUAUACUUAACUGUGUAAUCUCUGGGUCCGUCGUAUGAACACUUCACACACAGUAUUUUUGUGAACUCAUUAGUAUAUUUUGUGUGCUUUGUCUGUUGUGGUUUGUAUUGCUUUGAGGCCAUAAUAAACUUCGGUUGUCUCUGA
Dicentrarchus labrax (European seabass) is the source of this 3675-nucleotide messenger RNA. RefSeq names its product adhesion G protein-coupled receptor E1-like. Gene Ontology annotation, molecular function: calcium ion binding; G protein-coupled receptor activity. Gene Ontology annotation, cellular component: membrane. The record is from RefSeq and is a predicted model, not a curated record. Bases 43 to 3030 code for a protein of 995 amino acids. Gene Ontology annotation, biological process: cell surface receptor signaling pathway; adenylate cyclase-activating G protein-coupled receptor signaling pathway. Lineage: Eukaryota; Metazoa; Chordata; Actinopteri; Moronidae. The transcript is spliced from 23 exons.